Molecule: messenger RNA, 2971 nt
Organism: Impatiens glandulifera
Lineage: Eukaryota; Viridiplantae; Streptophyta; Magnoliopsida; Ericales; Balsaminaceae
Product: glutamate receptor 3.6
Exons: 6
Coding region: 86-2908 (940 amino acids)
Cellular component (GO): plasma membrane
Molecular function (GO): signaling receptor activity; ligand-gated monoatomic ion channel activity
Source: RefSeq, a predicted model, not a curated record
GCUGGCUGCUGAAUCAAAUUACCCAAAUACUUCUUCUUCUUCUUCUUCUUUACACUGAUCAUAUAGUUGUUGUACAAAUUUGACCAUGAAACUGGUCUGGAUGUCACUUGUCGUUAUGUUUUUCCUACAUGGGUGGUGCUACUGUCUCACGUAUGGGGGAAUGAUUAAUCCAAACACCUCCACAAGACCCGCCUUUGUGAACAUCGGAUCCAUGUUCUCCUUCGGUUCUACCAUUGGAAGAGUCGCCAAAAUCGCCAUUGAAGCAGCUGUCCAAGAUAUCAACUCUAACUCAUCUGUUCUUCCAGGCACCAAGCUCAAUCUCACCAUGCUCGAUUCAAACUCCAGUGGUUUACUUAGCAUUCUUGACGCAUUGCAGUUCAUGGAGACAGACACAGUUGCCAUAAUCGGCCCACAAUCGUCUGUCAUGGCUCAUGUUGUCUCCCACAUAGCCAACGAGCUCCAUGUCCCGUUAUUAUCAUUCGCAGCAACGGACCCUGCACUUUCCUCCCUCCAGUAUCCCUUCUUUGUCAGGACCACACAGAGCGGAAUGAGCCAGAUGGCUGCCAUUGCUCGGCUCGUCGAGUACUACGGAUGGAGGGAAGUUACAGCUAUCUACAUAGACGAUGACGACGGGAGAAACAGUAUAGCUGCGUUGGGCGAUCGGUUAGCCGCCACUCGACGUGAAAUCUCUUACAAAGCGCCUCUUAAGGUGGAAGCCACGAGAGCAGACAUAACUGAUGUCUUGGUUAAGGUUGCACUGGCUCAGUCUAGGAUUUUAGUGAUUCUUGCUUAUCCAACUUGGGGGAUAGAAACGCUCUCCGUUGCUAGGGAUCUUGGAAUGAUGGAACGUGGCUACGUUUGGAUAGCCACGGACUGGUUGUCGACUUAUCUUGACACCAACUCCCCUCUUCCUUUGCCUGCCAUGGACCAUCUGCAGGGGGUCGUCACUCUACGAAUGCACACUCCCGAUUCAGAGCCGAGAAGGAGGUUCGUUUCCAGGUGGAAUAACCUGACCAGUCGAAAGAGUUCCGAAAACGUUUCUCUUGGUUUGAACGUUUACGCCCUUUACGCCUACGACACAGUGUGGUUGCUUGCGAAUGCGAUCGACGCGUUCUUAAGCCGAGGUGGCGCAAUCUCAUUCUCAAAUGUUUCGGGUUUGAACCAAUUUGGUUCCGGGAAACUGAAUCUGGACACACUUAAUGUCUUCAACGGCGGGAAGCUAUUGCUCGACAGCAUUCUACAAGUGAAUACGACUGGCUUAACCGGAACUAUAAGUUUUUCGUCGGACAGAUCGCUUACACUCCCGUCCUAUGAAGUGGUUAACGUGAUCGGAACAGGCGUUAGGACAGUUGGAUAUUGGUCGAACUAUUCCGGCGGCUUAUCGACAUUGCCACCGGAAAAAGUAUAUGAGUUGCCUCCAAAUGAUUCCAGUUCAAAUCAGAAUCUGUUUGACGUGGUGUGGCCAGGGCAGACGAUGGAAAAGCCUCGAGGAUGGGUUUUCCCAAAUAAUGGGAGAGAGCUGAGAAUCGCAGUUCCAAAUCGUGUCAGUUUUCUUGAGUUCAUAGAGUAUGUUCCCGACUUAGACAUGUUUAAAGGCUAUUGCAUUGACGUUUUCAUUGCCGCUGUGAAUUUGUUGCCUUAUCCCGUCCCUUAUAAGCUGGUCCCUUUUGGAGAUGGGAUCAACAACCCAAGCUGCACGGAAAUCGUUCGCCUGAUGACCGCCGGUGUUUAUGAUGCUGCAAUAGGAGAUAUCGCGAUCAUCACGAACCGGACAAAGGUGGUGGACUUUACGCAGCCGUAUAUAGAGUCUGGUUUGGUUGUGGUUGCACCCUUGAAGAGACUGGAUUUAGACAUGUGGGCUUUCCUAAGACCGUUCACUCCAAUCAUGUGGGUUGUCACGGCACUGUCGUUUCUGGUGGUCGGAGUGGUCGUGUGGAUCUUGGAGCACAGGCAGAAUGACGAGUUUCGCGGCCCUCCUAGUAGACAGCUCACCACUAUUCUAUGGUUCAGCUUUUCAACUUGGUUCUUUGCUCACAGAGAAAAUACAGUUAGCAUUCUCGGUAGGCUGGUGAUGCUCAUUUGGCUCUUUGUGGUUUUGAUAAUCAACUCCAGCUACACGGCAAGCCUGACGUCUAUACUCACGGUCCAACAGCUUUCAUCUCCCAUCACUGGGAUCGAGUCGCUAAUAGCCUCCAAGUAUCCGAUUGGCUACCAACAUGGUUCGUUUGCCCGAAAUUAUAUGCACACUGAACUGGGUAUUGACGAGUCCAGGUUGAUUCCUCUGAACUCGCCUGAGGAUCUUGAGAAAGCCUUGAACGAUGGUCCCAAUAAAGGAGGCGUUGCGGCUGUGGUCGAUGAGAGGGCAUACUUGGAUCUCUUCCUUACCACCCGAUGUAAUUACAGCAUCGUCGGUCAAGAAUUCACCAGAAACGGAUGGGGAUUCGCAUUUCAGAGGGAUUCGCCUCUAGCAAUCGACAUGUCCACCGCCAUUCUGAAGCUAUCGGAGAAUGGAGAUCUUCAACGGAUACACGAUAAAUGGAUAAAAGGAACCGCUUGCAGCUCACAGGGAGCUAAGCUUUCAGUUGACAGGCUUCAGCUCAAGAGUUUCUCAGGACUAUUCUUCUUGUGUGGAGUAGCCUGUUUGAUUGCACUCUGUAUAUACCUUUUUCGGUUACUGCGGCAAUUCAGCCGAGACCAUGUGGAAGAGGAAAGUAAUGUUUCUCCUGAGUCACCCAUUAGAGCCUCGCAGUCACCCAUUAGAGCCUCGCGAUCAAAGAGACGGCUCCAAACCUUUAUUUCAUUUGUUGACGAGAAGGAAGAAAGAUUUAAAGCUCGGUCCAAGAGACGCCAACUAGACAGAACUUCAAUGGGGAGAAGCCAUAAUGAGCUAGCUGAAACAGAAGUGUGAAUAUGUACGAUAAAAAUUGCUAUUGUUCUAAAUAAUGCAAAUAUGAAUAAGUUUAUUUGAAAA